Molecule: messenger RNA, 2660 nt
Organism: Nerophis lumbriciformis (worm pipefish)
Lineage: Eukaryota; Metazoa; Chordata; Actinopteri; Syngnathiformes; Syngnathidae
Gene: mier3b
Product: mesoderm induction early response 1, family member 3 b
Biological process (GO): negative regulation of transcription by RNA polymerase II
Cellular component (GO): nucleoplasm
Molecular function (GO): transcription corepressor activity; histone deacetylase binding
Source: RefSeq, a predicted model, not a curated record
GAAGCGUUCAAUCUCAAAUCGAUAUUUUUAACAUUUGCCGUCGUAUUUUCUCACUUUUAUGCUAUCGAUUGGGAAGAUGAUGUUUUUUCCUGCUAUAUAGCGCGACUCGUGGCAAAAAUAUGGUUUAUUUUUUCAAUCGUAGAUGUGUCCGAAUGUGUGGCGAGAUCCUUCACUACCAGGCCGCUGCGCCGUCGCUCUCAGCUGCUUCGGCGUAGCGGCGGUGUAAAUUGAUACGUAAAUUUCACAUUAGCUUUGCUGCUUAAAUCAUCUAAUACGCGCUUACGGUGAAGAAAAAAAAGACUCGCCGAGUUGUCGGUGUGCCGCUGUGUUUUUAGAGAAACGAAAAAGGCAUGAAAAUGUUAUAGCGCGCUAAGAAACUGUUCAUGUUUACAUGAAUCGACGUUUCAGGUUGUUACUCAUGUUAGCUUCCUGGCUAGCUGGCGUCCGCUCUUACUGGAGGCUAACUUUAAAAAAUAUAUAUAUUUUAUAAAUGACAUUUUCAUCCCUGAAAACGUUUAUUCCACUGACAUGCUAUUUGAUAAUAAGCAAGUUAGCGCGGGUCAUGUUGAUUUAGCCGCCUACUUCAGUUCAGGCUUGCCUUGGGAGUUCAAGUCCAGUUGGCUCUUUGUCGUCAGAAGAUCAUGACUUUGACCCAACUGCAGAAAUGCUAGUCCAUGAGUACGAUGAUGAGAGGACUCUGGAGGAGGAAGAGUCUCUUGAAGGAGGGGGGAAUAUCAGAUCUGAGAUUGCAGAUCUGGAGAAGGAGGGUAAUAUGCCUUUGGAGGAGCUGUUGGCCAUGUACCGCUACGAGGCGUCAGCUGGGUCCAGUAUAGACAGCUCCUCUGGAGACCUCACAGACGAGCUGCCCGACAUGACUUUAGACAAGGAGGAAAUUGCUAAAGACUUGUUGUCUGGUGAUUACGAGGAGGAGACACAGUCUUCGGCUGAUGAUCUCACCCCCUCGGUCACCUCCCAUGAAACCACCGAUUUCUUCCCUCGGACUCUUCGAUCCAAUGCAAUCUCUGAUGGGGAUAAAGAUUCAGAGUGUGACGACGAUGGCCCAAGUCCAGAAGACUCCAGAAAGGAAAUAAUGGUGGGAGCAGAGUACCAAGCAGAGGUUCCUUCCACUGUCUGCUACUACACAGAAGGACAGAAAGUGUAUGAAGAUGAUGAUGAGUUAAUGUGGAGUCCAGGUGCAUUGCCUGAGAGCAAGGUCAAGUGUUUCCUAACUGAUGUGCUGUCUCGAACGAGCGGCGAAAAGACGGGAUUUGACAAACUGGGCAUGCAUGUGCGAGACAAUGAGCAGGCUUUGUGUGAACUUGUUAGGUGCAACUACAACACCCACGAGGCACUCGAGCAAUACUGUAGCCACCUAAAGUCCUCGAAAGAAAAAUCACCGCCAUGGUCGGAGGAGGAGUGCAAGAACUUUGAACAUGCACUGCAGAUGUACGACAAGAACUUUCACCUCAUACAGAAACACAAAGUCUCAACGCGGACAGUAGCAGAAUGUGUGGCGUUUUACUACAUGUGGAAGAAGUCUGAGCGCUUUGACUUCUUUGUGCAGCAGAAUCGCUUUGGGAAGAAAAAGUACAGCAGCUACCCUGGUGUAACGGACCUGAUGGACAGGCUUGUGGAUGAAGCGGAGGGCCUGGCCGUUGACAGCUCGUCCUCUGUCUGCUCGGGAGGCGGCGGAGGAGGGAGGCUGGAAGCGACGACGGAACAGCAGCUCAGCCUGCUCAACUCCAUCACUGCCAGCGAUCUCACAGCGCUGAGCAACGGCGUGGCGACCGUGUGCAGCCCAGCAGAGGUGUUGGAGUCGUACACCUUCCCCCCCCUGGAGUCUCUCCACCGCGCCUCCCUCAGCCACGACGAGCCGCUCGGCUUCCCUUCCAACGGCGCCGACUCCGACUGUCUCAACAUGCUGGACGCCGGCUUCUACCACUCGGACCUGGGCCAGCUGGGCGGCGUGUGCGUCAACAAAGACUGCGAGCGUCCCUCCAAGAGACUCAAGAUGGCGCUGCCGGACUCCUUUAUCGGCGACGUCUCCGUAAGCAACCUCGGCGUGGACUUUGAAGCCCGCCGGACGCCGUCGCACCACCACCGCAUAACCUCCGCCAAAAUGGCCGUGUCGGUAACGGACUUCGGGAGCUUGGCGGCCGGCGGCGAGCCCAACGGCUUCUUGGGGGCGCACGCACGCCAUCACACGCAGCACGCUGCAGCACUUCAGUCAGAGUGAUCUUCCUUUUUUUGUCUUGUACAUAGACUGACCUCACAGGAGAAUACAUAGAUAUAUAAAUAUAUAUAUAUAUAUAUAUAAAUAUGUACAUAAUAUACUUUUCUUUUUUGUCUAAUAUGACAUCAGUGAUGUCUCUCAUAGAACUAAGAAUCUUGAUUUCUCUCAAGAGUUUAUAACAGCCAUUUUAUUGACUUGUUUGUCGCCGUGGUAACGUCCAUGUCCAGUACACUAGGGGGAGGCUGCGUGAUUGUCCUACUUGUCUUUUUUUUUCCUUUUUUUUUUUUCUUCCUGCCAUUCUUCUCCGCUGCCAAAAUGAUCCUCGCUCUUGGUGCUCGUCGCGCUUACUUCAAGUGGUACUUUAUUUGUUGUUCAGUCUCUUGGUUUACAGGUACAUUUUGCAGUAAAGCAGGCCGUCGCAAUGCCA